Molecule: messenger RNA, 180 nt
Organism: Pediculus humanus corporis (human body louse)
Lineage: Eukaryota; Metazoa; Arthropoda; Insecta; Psocodea; Pediculidae
Exons: 2
Coding region: 1-180 (59 amino acids)
Source: RefSeq, a predicted model, not a curated record
AUGACGACACGUCAACGUGUUUUUUUUUUUUAUUGUACUACUUCGCGAAAAUAUAGUAGUGGUAGUAGCGUCGGUUCCGUUCUUGUUUUUAAGGGCUGCCGAGGGAGGAGGAGAGCGGUGGAGGAAAGAGGGAAUGAAGGCGGUAGUAAUCGAGAAAUACGUGAAAUUUUAAAUUUUUAA